This is a messenger RNA of Dunckerocampus dactyliophorus (ringed pipefish), 5799 nucleotides long. RefSeq names its product serine/arginine repetitive matrix 4 (gene srrm4). Lineage: Eukaryota; Metazoa; Chordata; Actinopteri; Syngnathiformes; Syngnathidae. Gene Ontology annotation, biological process: neuron maturation; mRNA processing; regulation of RNA splicing. Gene Ontology annotation, cellular component: nucleus. The transcript has 14 exons. Gene Ontology annotation, molecular function: mRNA binding. Bases 8 to 2146 code for a protein of 712 amino acids. The record is from RefSeq and is a predicted model, not a curated record.
AGACACAAUGUAUAGUUUGAGUUUAUAUCCUAAAAUCAUCAGACCAAGUAGAAUACCAGAGCACUGUGUCACCCUCAUCCAUAAUAUAUUCACCAAUGACUUGGAUAACAACACCAUCCGUGGCAUCAGUGAUCAUCUUCCAGUGUUCACUAUUUACAAGGAACAUUAUAAGAAAAGACAGGUGGAGGCAAAAAAGACUUUUCAAAGACUGCGUACAGAGGACAGCAUCCGUGCCUUCAGGAAAGAUCUAGAAGAACAAAGUUGGGAGAGGGUCUACAGUGCAAUAGAUGUGGACGAGGCAUAUGACAGCUUCCUUGGUACUUAUAUGGAGCUCUACCAUAAGAACUGUCCCUGGCAAGAAAAGCCCAAGAAGCAAAAGAAAAACCAGCAGCCAUGGAUGACAAAAGGACUAAAAACGGCCUGUAAGAAGAAGAAGACAUCAUACAGGACAUUCAUCAUUCAACAGACUAAAGAAGCAGAACAAAAUGGGGGUGCGCCGAGGCUCCGGAGUGGGCUAGCAGCUCCAGGGAAGCUAAGAACACCAGGGAGGCUAACAACAACAACAGUAGCAUCCAGGCCACCGCUGAACAGUCCAGAGGCGUGUCAGCCACCGGGCGAAGACAGCGGCGCAAGGAAAGAGGUGGCUGCAGGCUCCGCGGUGCCCCCUGCUGACGGGAACGGUUGCAUCGCGGGGAAAAGACGACCUCGCUGCCACCACCGGGCAAGGAGCGCCUCCUUUAAAAAAGAGCUGUCACUGCGGCCCAAAGCCAAGAAGAAGAAGAGAAAAUCGGACAAGAGCAAGCGGCAGAGGAGAAGGUCGCCUUCUUGCAGCCUCUCGCCGCUGAGGAAGAAGAAAAAGAAGAAGAAGAAGAAGAGCUCCAAGAAAAGAAAGCGGCAUCGGCGUAGCUCCAAAAGGCCCAGACACAGCAGCUCGUCGAGUUUCAAGCGGAAGAGGAAGGACGAGCGCAAGCACAAGAAGAGCUCGAGGACUCACUCGCAUCGGAGGCGUCGUCAGCGGAGGUCGGCCUUGGAAUGUUCUUGCUGUCGAUCUUCUGCAGAGGACAGACGCGUCGUUGAAAAAAGUGCGGCCGGCCAGACGUCAGGACGCGCGGCGGCCGCCCAUGUGGGAGCCAACAGGGCGCUGGAGCACAAAUCCGUAAAAACGGCGGCGAAAUAUCCGUCUGUCCUCUCCACCAGCUGCACUUUGUUGUCAAAGCUUUUCGAGGGGACGACAUCCCGUCAGGGCGGCAGUCCGCACGAUUGCGACUCGGGCAACGACACGUCGUCGCCGCCAUCCUGCAAAACUGGCACCGACGGCAAGAGCACGGAGCAUCGGCGUGCUGCCUCACCGGCAAAACUGGAGUUUGCUGACAAGGAGAACAGCUCAGACUCGGGGAACUCGGUGACGAGCUACGCCUCGCUAUGCAAAACCUGUGGGGACGACGGCUUGAGAGACCACGUCACGUUGGGAUGUCGGAUAGACCACGUGGGAUCUUUUCAGACGUCCGGCUGCUCUCAAAGGCCGAGCGAGUCCUCUGGGGGCCGGCUGAGAACUCGGUCACGUAGCCGAGGAAGGAGGAAGAAAAAGAGGAGGGGCAGGAGGAGGUCAUGGUGCAGCUCCAGAUACUCUGGACACCACUCUAGAAGCUUGUCGUCUGCCAGAUCCUCCUCACGCUCAUUGAGCUAUUCGCCGACUUUGAAGCGGCGAGACAGCACGAGCGACACCAGCUCCAGAGGAAGCUACUCCAGAUACAGCGUCGACAGACCACGAUUGAGGCGGCGGACGUCCAGCUUCAGAAAGACGGACGUCAAGGAAAAGGCCAGCAGGAAGAGACGGAGACCCAAAUGUUACUCUCCGAUGAGGAAGAGGAGGAGGGACUCGCCGAGUCAUCUGGAGGCUCGCCGAAUCACAAGCGCCAGGAAGAGGCCCAUCCCUUACUUCCGGCCCAGUCCCUCCUCCUGCAGCAGCAUUUCGUCCUGGAGCAGUCUCUUCUCGCACAGUCGCAUCCGCAGCAGGAGUCGCAGUCGCAGUCGCAGCUCCUUGGCCUCCUGCUCCUGGUCCUCUUACAGGAGCUUCAGUCGCAGCUCCUCCUGGAACUCCGUCUUUGGGACCCGCGGAAAUGGUCGCAGCAGAAGCAGGUUUUAGGUGUCUGAAAGAAGAGACUAUCAAGUUGGAGAGCAGGAGAUGCACGCUGCACAUGCUUGGAUGGGACGGCCCCAGUAGGGGUCCCAUCUUGCUGUGAGACCUUUUUUGUUGUUGACUGACUGUUCAGACUCUUCCUCUCACAUCACAUGACCAUAUUUGGUCAUAUUGUUGUACUUCAACGCUUUCAUUUCGUUUCGUUGGAAAUCUCAUGAAGGUCCCGUCGGACUUUCUUCUUUAGUCUUCAGGAGUUGUCGUUGGGAAGAAUCUCUUCGUUUUGAUCAGCGUGUGAGCCAAGAUGGCUGGGGUCAAAGCUGCUCAAAAUGCUCCAUUCUUCAAAAUUCCAAUUUUUACGACAGUGGAAACUGCUUGAGUCGGUCCCGUUUAUGUCACUCAUCAAGUCCUGGUCCACCGUCUUCUUAUCAUUAAUAAAAAAAGUGCCCGUUUAUGUCGACGUCUGCAUAGAUGGUCAACCGCUGUUGUCAGCAUAAAACAGCCGAUGAUCCACUUCCGAUGAAAAAUGGGUCAGUUUAUGUCGACAUGUGUUGUAGUAUUCAACGACAACAUCAGCAUAACUCCUGUCUAGUUACACAGCUUUAAAAUAUGCCCACACUCGCUUCCUGUUCAGCGCAAAGUAAGCACUAAGUCUAAAAUAUCACACGAAUACACAAGAAUCUCAGUCAAAAAUAUUCACAAAAUGAGGAAAAUCAUGUCAACAAAAACUGCCAAAGGUUAAAAAAUCCUUUAUCAUGACCCGUUCUCCUUACGUCUCUGGCCAAGUCGCAAUAAAUGUGCUAGCAAUGGCUCGUUUUGGUUUUGGUUAUGAAGACACCCUCUUAUGUCCACAACUGCUUAUGUCAGUAACCGCUUUUGUCUACAACCAGUUAUGUUGACAAAUGCUUAUGUUGACAACUGCAUAUGACGCCAAACGCUUAUGUCAGUACCCACUUAUGUUGACACACGUUUAUCAGCAACCGCUUAUGUUGACACCUGCUUAUGGUGACAAAUGCUUAUGUUGACAAGCACCCAUGUCAACAGCUGCUUAUGUAGACAACAACUCAUGUUAACUGCUUAUUUUGACGCCCACUUAGGUUGACAACCACUUACCACUUAUGUCAACACCUGCUUAUGUGAGUAACCCCUUAUGUCGACACCAGCUUAUGUCAGUAACUGCUUAUGUCGACACCCGUUUAUGUCAGUAACCGCACAUGUGGACAAACGCUUAUAUCGACACCCGCCUAUGAUGACAACAGCUUAUGUCAACAACAGCUUAUGAUGACAAACGCUUAUGCUAGUAACCACUUAUGGGUGUCGACAUAAGCGGUUACUAGCGCUUAUGUCAGUGACUGCUUAUGUUGACACCCGCUUAUGUUGACAACUGCUUAUUUCAACAAAUGCUUAUGUCAGCAUCCGCUCAUGUUAUCAACCGCUUAUCUUAACACCCGCUUAUGUCGGCAACCACUUAGGCUGACACCAGCCUACUUUGACAACCACUUAUGUUGACACUGUAGUAAACGCUUAUGUCAACAACCGCAAAUGACAAAUGCUUAUGUUAGUAACUGCUUAUAGGUGUCGACAUAAGUGGUUACUGGCACUUAUGUCUACAUCUGCUUAUGUCGGCAACCGCUUAUGUUGACACUGGCAUAUGUGAGCAAACGCUUAUGUUGACACCGGCUCAUGUCAGUCACAGCUUAUGUCGACAAAUGCUUAUACAAACAACUGCUUAUGUCAACAUCCGUUCAUGUUAGUAACCGCUUAUGUCAACACUUGCGUAUGUUGACACCCACCAUGGCAUAUGUGAGCAAACGCUUAUGUCGACGCCGGCUUAUGUCAGUCACCACUUCCGUCGACAAACGCUUAUGUCAGCGACUGCUUAUGUCGAUGCGAGUCUGCGAAUUCGAGGGACUUCGACAUUUCCACUGCAGCAAGGAUCCUACCGAUUUUAAAGGACAGAAAGUGAGGAGGAAGUCAGUCCUGUCGCUCAGGUCAAAGGUCAGCGCUGGCAUGCUAACCAUUGAAAGCUCCAACCCAUUUAUUUGGACGAAUAGAUCUACAGCAUCCCGAUGCAUCACACGUCUUUAAAGUCCAGUCCUGUCACGGAUUGCAGCUGCGUUUGGAAGCUUGGACGUGAGGUCAGGAGCUCAACUCCAAGGUUAGCAAGAAGCCAGCCUACAGCAGUCAAGGAUGUUGUCGGCAUGAGAUGACAAGAAGAUUCCUGCUGCUUUUCAGCGGCUUCAUUUUUUUCCAUUUAGUCUUUUGAAAGCGACAAGUAGAAGGGGGGGGGGAAGAAAGAAAGAAAAGGAGUUUAUUGCUGAAAAAUAAAAGCAGAGUGUCUGCCAGCGCAAAUGUCAGAUGAAUCCGUGCUCUCGUCACGCCGCCAAAUGUCAAGAGACGGGUCUCCGUUGGCAACAGCGCCUCAACUACGUGAUUAAUCCUGCACGUCAGCUCGUAUUGUUGACAAAAGCUCAGCUUGUGGCGUGAAAAUCAAAAAUUCACAAGCUUGACGAAUGUUAUUUAUGAACUUAUUCCUAUUUAUUGUUGCUGUGCUCGUCUUUUUUCUGUAUGAAAAAACCAAGACAAAGAACCUCACCAUGCUUGCUUGAUCUUUUGCUUUGAGCGCGACAAAAAAAAAAAUGACAGAGAGAAUGUGAGUAGUUCGACAUUUGCUUUGUUUGCGCUCUUGCUGGGAGUCAUACCAUUGGUUAGCGACUGUGGUGUGUAAAUCUACAAAAGGUGAUGUUACGGAAUGACGCGGAUCCGUGGAUGUUUUUGUGUUUUUCGAAGGGGUGUUCGGGUCACACUUUUUUAACCUGUAAAAUCACAAUUUGGACUUAUUUCUCGCGGCACUUGAUUCUUGGCAUUUUUUUCCCACUCCUAAUUACGACUUUGACUGUAUUUUGUAACUUUUUUCAUGGUCAAAUUUGGGACUUUUUGACGUUACAGUAUUUUAUUUGUGGUUAUUUAUCAUUUUUCUGCUGAUAUUCCACCUUGAACUAUACUACAAUGUAGUGUGACGUUUUCCCUUCUGGAAUCAUGUGUAUGUUUGGAAUAUUACAACUACUAUUACAACAGAAAUUGUGGGUUUUUUCUUGUAAAAUUGCAUUUCUUCACCAAUAUUUUUUUUUAACAUUUUACUUUUUGAAAUAUACCAAUUUUUAUUUACAUACCGCCUUUUCGCUCCUGAAAUAAUUUUAAUAAUAUAUGACUUUUUAAAUUUAAUUAAUUAAUUGAAUAAUUUAUGUAAUUUCUUAAUUGAUAUUUACAUUUUAAUUUAUUAUUUAUAUAAUUAUACUUUUAAAAUGUAUACUAAAUCAUUUAGCUCGUGAAAUAAUUUUAGUGACAUCUGAUUCGUUUUUAAUUGAAUUAAUUCAUUCAGUAAUGAAUUUAAUAUCUUAAUUGAUAUUUGUAUUGAUUAUUUUGUACUUUUAUAUUCCACCUUUCAGCUCCUGCAAUCAUUUUAACAAUAUGAGACUAUUUUAUUUUAACUAAUGAAGAUGUAAUAUUUAUUGUAAUUUGUAAUAAUAUUUCUUCUUCAUACAGUCUCUACAUGUAAUAUUUGAGACUUAUUAUCUUCACGGUGGCCCUCAUACUCCUCCGUGUCUUUGUGCUGAGCGUCUUUUCUGAUUUUAGGUGUUACGUCAGACGAUGUCUAUGAA